CACAUUCUCACCUAGGGGUAAUUUAGAGUCACCAAUUAACCUAUGAAGCAUGUUUUUGGACGGUGGGAGGAAGCCGGAGUCCCCGGCGAAAGGCUGGACUUGCAUCUUAACAUCUGUCAUUCAGCGCUGGCCGUCGGGCUGCUCACCUGGCGCCUUGGAUCUGAGAUCAAUUUUAGAGCUGUUUUUAACUUUGCAUGUUUUUAUUUGUUUUUAUCACUCUAUUUCAGGAGGGUGGAGCUCGGAGUGGACGGCUGCAUUGGUGGCGGUUUCCUGAGUGCUGUUGUCCUUCUUACACGAGUGCAGUGCAUCACGCUUUGGGUGUUGUUGUUGUGUUUAUUUGUAGUUUCCGCCACCUCGGUAAGCUCCUCCUCCUGCAAAUUUUAACUGCUUUUAAUUGGAUGAUAAUAAACUAUAUUUUAAAAACAGACCACAGCCUCUGCCUGGUUUAAAGAAAAACCUUUUACGUGCUUUUUUUUCUUUUCCUGGGGCAUAGCAGCCCCAGGUGGCGUUGUUGACAACAAUCCCCACGACUCGUGCUGCCACAAGGUGGCAUUGUUGGCAGGAUCUUUAACAUUGAAGGCAGAGGCUGGUGUGUUUUUUUUAUGAUUUUUAAUUGGUCAUUUUAUGUUUUAACAUUUUUUUGUGUGUGUGUUUUAAAAUGGAUUUUGUGUAUAUUGUUUAUAUUAAGGCAAAGCAGCAGCACAUUUCUUUUGAGUCCUCAGGGUCUACAAUAUUUCUUGUUGCACAAGUAUGGAGAAAGAACUCCAGGAGAUGAGGAGUCUUGUUGCCCAGCUUAAGGCUGAUAAUGAGAGGCUGCGUCGGGAACAGGUUCUAACUCAGCCAGAACCUAUGGCGGGCCCUAGUAGUGACGUGACCUCAGACUCUCCUCCUACAGCUUCAGGACCAGUAACUGAGAGACUAAUUUUUAUUCCCAGGGAUCGUAGAUGCCCCACGUUUAGUGGGAUGUCCAACCUCUCUCUUGAUGAGUGGUUGGAAGAGGUACAAGCCUGUAGUAGGGCCAGACAUUUGUCUGGGUCUGAACAGGCCUUUUUUAUGUUCGAUCACCUGGAAGGGGAAGCACGUGCAGAGAUCAAGUUUCGGCCUAAUGCAGAAAAAUCUGACCCUGCAAAAAUAACUUCUGUGUUGAGAGAGCUGUAUGGGUGCUCACAAUCGUAUGUUUUGUUGCAGGAGGCCUUUUUCUCUAGGAAACAGCAGGACGGGGAGAGUUUGCUUGAGUUUUCCUUGGCGCUGAUGAGUUUGAUGGAGCGGGUGAAACGGCAGUCGCCAUGUCGGAUGACAAAUGCAGAAUCGCUGUUGAGGGACCAGUUCACCGAACACGUGUGGGACAGCUUGCUGCGCCGUGAGUUAAAAAAGUGGGUUCGGGGCCAUCCAGACUCUACUUUGUUGGACGUUAGGAGGGAGGCCAUGAGAUGGGAACAGGAAGGACUGCAGGGUGGCACUAGAGGCCGGAGUAGCUCGGUCCCUUUGAUCAAUGGUACACAGUAUGGGGUGCAGGGUGGUUCUCAGCAGAUCACACACACUCGUCCAAUGUCCGAAAUUGGUGAGUUAAAAGAACUGAUUAGAUCCCAGCAGGAGCAGUUAAAUGAACUCACAAGGAAUGUUGGUCUUUUGCAGAAAUCGCACCAGCAGAACCGCGAACCGCGCAACCGUCAAAUUGUGUGUAGGCACUGUGGGCAGACUGGCCAUUUUGCAAGAGAAUGUGACGGCGUCAGAAUUUCCCAACCCUCAUCCCAGUUGGGUAAGGCUAAACCUCCGGCUUCCGAAAACUAGCGCCCACUAAACCGCCAAAGUUUAGGUGGGGCAGUGAUGGGCUCACGGCAGAUGUCUGGGGACGUUGAUGAUGCCGGCCGGUUAAUUUCCGAGUGUCCUUACUUAAAUGUAGACAUGGGGGGUGUUCAGAUCAGGUGUUUGGUAGAUACUGGGUCAAUGGUAUCUACCGUUACGCAAAGUUUCUUUCAGAAACACUUUGAGCCUUGGAGCCAAGAACGCCUCCAUCGUUGUAACUGGUUGCAGCUUAAAGCGGCA
Molecule: messenger RNA, 2046 nt
Organism: Oryzias melastigma (Indian medaka)
Lineage: Eukaryota; Metazoa; Chordata; Actinopteri; Beloniformes; Adrianichthyidae
Exons: 2
Coding region: 751-1791 (346 amino acids)
Molecular function (GO): nucleic acid binding; zinc ion binding
Source: RefSeq, a predicted model, not a curated record